AUGGCACACAUAAAUAAUCAGGUUGCUGAGUUUCAGGCUGCUCUUUAUCUACCUCCAGAUCUGCUAUCUGCUUCGAAUAAUAGUGCAAAGGGUAAAGAAGAAGAAGUUAGUAUAACAAGCAGGUGA
Cetraspora pellucida is the source of this 126-nucleotide messenger RNA. The record is from the annotation of a GenBank genome assembly. Lineage: Eukaryota; Fungi; Glomeromycota; Glomeromycetes; Diversisporales; Gigasporaceae.